CCUCCUCCUCCCCCAGGUCCAAGUUCAGCCCCACCUCCACCCACUCCAGGACCCACUCCUGGUUCUAAUAAAGCUACAGAGCCAGCCCCUAUUACGUUAAGACUACCUGAAGACGAGCAGCCAUCAAAGUCAAAGAUGGGAAAGGGUGGUUUUCAAAAGAAGAAAGCUAUCUCUAAAUCAACAGCUGAAAAGCGUUUACAACAAGAGACACAGGCGAUGUCUUCAGAGGAAAUCACUGCUGAUAUAUUUCUUGAUAGUGAACAAGUAGCUGAACAAGAGACUGAAGCCAUAGACAAGAGCAUGCCUUUGACUGAGAGUAGCAACCUACUGAUUGCCCUGGAUAAGAAGAAAGAAUUGGGAGUGUCCAAGUCGGAUGUUCGUCCCACUGUGUUCCAACCCGAGCAACUUUUGGCCCAGAAGAGACGCCUCAGAAGUGUCAGCACAAAGGCAAGAUUUAAUCCAGUUAAACUGGGUCGGCGAGACAUCCUGCGUGACUAUGACUGGAACAUGGACUUCCUCCCUCUGCCUGCUGUGUCGGACUCGAUACGCAACGAAGCAGUAACAUCAGACCUUGUCUCCCUGGACUUCACGGGCAUAGAACAACUCACCGACUGCCUUUUCUUCAUGUUCAAAUCUACAAGAUCAAAAUUCCCCUCCAUGCAGAGGUUCAUUACGAAUGGGUGUGUUCAUUUCAGUGACCAAGGGCUGUCAUGGGCUGCGGAGCUAUUUCCGAAAUUAUUAACGGCAGAGUUUUACGGAUGUCCUAAGAUAACGGAGAAAGGGAUCUAUAUGUUGGCCAAGAAGUGUCAUAAGCUGAUCAACCUGUCGAUAGUUGGGACUGGUGUUUCCAAGCUGCCAUCACAACUAUGUGAAACGAAGGUGUCCCAGGUGAAGGUGUGUGCCUGUCCUAUCAUCUCGGGCUCCCCCAGGUUUCCCAUGACCCCAAGUGUUGCAAGUAAAGAUGAGGGAGACAAUGUAGAAUAUGUGAACCUCCCCAACUACAAGAUUGUGUUGCUACGGGAUGUGGACAUAGACGUCAGCGUGACGUCGCUGCUUACUGGCUCCACCAAUCAGAAGCCUUCCCCUGGACUAGUAUACACGAAGGAUUGGUCACCUGACCCGGGGAUGAAACAUGAAGGCAAAUUCAACAUAUUGGAGAUCCCCGCAGAUAGUCCCCUGGGGGACCCCCUGCUGAGCCCUGGAAGCAUCGUGGUGGUUGCCUACACGCCCACAAAGACUGACCCUGCUGCCCUCAACCUCCGCCUGGCCAGAAGGGUGGCGGCUGCUUUGUCCAAGUGUCGUGACAUCGUGGUGACGUUGUUGGCUGUACAGUCCGGGAAGACAGCCGUGUCAGCAGAGGACAUCUUGACUAAAGUGAAAGAGAGGCUGCAGAACUGGAAGAUGGCGAUCUACAAUCAGCUGGAUUAUCUCAUACAACGAUCCUGGCGCCUGGAGUGCACUGACUUUGUGGGACAGAUCUCCAUGGCAGCCGGAGCAGCAGACAAGGAGGCGCUGAAGGAGCUUCAGGAGAAGGACCUCCUCACAACACUCUCCGUGAGUCAGACCGCCCCGGAUGCGGCAUCGAUCAGCAGCUCAAUCUACAAGUCCCUGGCGUCUAUGAAUGCCCAUUUUCCGUGGAUCUUCAACAAGUAUGCCAAGGAGUCAUUGGAUGCAUUGACGGAAAUAAGGCCGCGAACCUACUGGAACUUGGAGCGGGUCUUCUACAAUGUUGCUGAUGACACGAAGCGAUUUCUUAAUCCCCACAACAGUUUCCAGCACAUUUCGAAGUUGUUGCAACUGCAAAAUACCAUGGGGUUUGCACUGUACUUCCCCCACCUGAAGGCGAGUCCCUGUGUCACAGACCUGCCUCACUUCGGGGAGAUCCUGCAGCAGUUCCUGUCGAGCACACCACCCCAGAAGACGAGCAUCAAGUGCCUGGGAUCAAACAUCCCAGCCUGGGAAUCAAGUCAGCUUAGUAAAUACCUGGAGUCCUUUGUCAAUCCAACUCAGGCUGAAGGCUUGCUCCAGCUCCUCCUUAAGCUGGGUCUCAUGUUGCCGUUCCCUGCCACAGACAGCUCCUCACAGUGCUACGUCCUGACGUCUCAUCUUCCCACACACCCUGCCGUGGAGCUGUGCCAACUCUGGGAGGACGUCUGCCCACACAGCACACUCCAGGGCCAGAAGUUCUACACAUUCCUGCCUGGCCUCCCACAGUCCUUCUUCCCAGUCUUCAUCAGACAGUGUAUGAAGGUGUUUCCCCCCACUCUGUUGUGGAGGACCGGGGCUGUCUUCCAGCAAGGGCCUGUGUGGGUGCUGGUGGAACUACAGACUAACAAGGGCACCGAUGUAGAUGGGUCGCCGGUGAUUGUCCUCAGUGCCCGUCUGCCAUGUUUAACCACAGCCAACCACACAACGACAGAGUUCUCACGAUCAAGCCUCUUCGCAACUCUCAACAUUGUCAGUCACUGUGUGGAGUUUCUCAUCCGAAAGUUCAAUGUCUAUGCCUAUGUGACGACACCCUGUCGGAGCUGUUUUGCUGGGAAGAGUCACGAGAUGGCGCUGGAGAGAACACUGAUUUACCAUUUCAGUGCAGCCAUUGUCUUGGCCGGGCACGACCGUGGACUCCACUGUAAAUACGAGAAAGAGAAGAGUAACGCAAAGAAACGAGCUGACAAACUGACGCUGCUUGGAGAAGACAUUGCCAGUAUCGUCCCCUACCACAACUACAGCUACCUCGCCGCCAUCAACCCUGUUGUCGAGACAGGGGACCCGGGAGAGGAUGUUGUGGACGAGGGGUCUGCUCGCCGGAGGAAGAUCACUGUCAGUCCUCGGAUAGACAGGUGCUGUGUGUGUGAUGUCGGCCGGAUGCUGCUGUGUCAUCACUGCGGUAUGUGUCGCAGUUGCAUCUCCCAUCUUGCGGAAAUAGAGAAUUAUGUGAAGCCAAGUUUCCUGGGCCCCCACCAUAUUGCAAUGCGGGAUUUAUCGCGAAUAAAGAAAGAGAAUAUCAGAAAAGAUGGCCACUUUAUUCUGCAAAAUCACAUCAAAACAGGCCUCUCUGGGUGUAUGUUGUGGCCGAGCAAAAGCAUUGAAUAUCACCUACUUCACCCUCUAACGCCAACAUACUUCAAUACAGUUACAUUUGUGCCAAUCAUUGGAAGAGAUCUGAGCCUGAGGCUGACCAUGAAGGGCCUUGAUGAUCCUGUGGUGUACGACUUCAUGUUGGGCACCAUCACUGACACAGAUCAGGAAGAUGAUGAGAGCUGGAAGUGUAGAGAUGGCUGCCCGGUGCAACUGGAGAUGAUGGAUGCUAAGGAGGCAGACAUGGUCGAUAUCGUCAUCAGUUUGUGUGGGCAAGAGAUCUGGCGGAGAGCAUACAGAUGUUCAGAAGCCUUCGUCAUACUGAGUUCGAAAGACUCAGGAAGCGUCAUCAUGCAUGCACCUUGUAUAAAGUGGCGCCAAGGGCCUCGGUAUGAGACUGGUAUGCAGGUCGCCAUCAUGACCCAAGACAAGCAUGGCAUGGAGGGGGUCAGGGUCGCAGAGGUCGGAGUUCCAGACACCAACUCAGCUGCAGGAUUUCUCAGGCUUACUGCUGUACACACGCCUGUGACAGACUUCCUGGUGAAGGUCGUAACAGGGAACAAGGUCGACUGCGGUACAACGGCCAACGUCUUCAUCCAGCUGAUCGGCGACAAUGCAGUGACAGAUAAAAUACCCCUGAAGAACACAUCAGACACAUUAUUCCAGAGGAACUCCGAAGAUGAGUUCAGGAUCUCGACACCAGACAUCGGGACCUUCACCAGCAUCAGGCUCGGCCAUGAUGGCAUGGGGAAGGAGGACAGCUGGUUCGUGAAGAAUGUCGUCAUCAUCACCCCCAUCCUGGAGUUUGCCACCAACUUCAACUGCAACUGCUGGUUCUCAGCCCACAUGCAGGACAAGCAGGUGGUCCGGGUUUUCUAUCCUCAAAGCAGCCAGAUGAAGGGUACCCUGAAGGAAUACUACAGCCCACUGAGUGACAGCAUUCAGCCUCUGUCUCUGCAGCAGUGGAAGGACAUCACAGGACACAGCGGUGACAUAGAAAAGGGCAGUGCUCCACGUUUGGCUCCAACUUGGCUGUUCUAUGAAACCCAGAUGCAUAGGGAUUAUCGAGCCUACCUCACAAGCAACAUCCCCAAUGUCAACGAUCUCAUCUUGCCCUGCACUGAAGUGCCUCUACCAUCAGUUGUGUGGUGUAAGAUGAUGAAGAUGAGAGACAAGCUGGAGAGGAUCCUCUUCCAGUAUGAGAGCUUUGACUUUUCAGGCAGCUCCAGUGUCCUGCUGCCGCAGGAGGUGACCGAGAAGGAAGCUGACUGGCCGUCACCGCAACUGAUGACCAGGCCCACCAACAUGCACCCACUCUGCUAUGUCCGAGGUGACAUGAGCACGGUAGUGACGCUGCGGCCGACGUACACUCUGCCGGACUAUAUGAGGCCAUUCUGGGCCUUGCAUCUCAUCAGCACCCAGGGCUUUCCCUUUGACCUUGACCCCAACAGCACCAACACUGUGCCUGUCAUGUGGGCGUGGCACUUUGUGCUGUCACUCAACAAGCAGUUCAAGCUGCCAGAUUAUACAGAAGUGUUCCUGAACUCGGACUCUCUGCCAUCAUCUGACAAGGUGGUGUCCCUGCUACAGUUCUACCUCACCCAGAUGUGUUACCGCCUCUUCCUCACUCUGGAUCCUGACUUCUCACUGGAGUACUUUGAUGAUGCCGACGCUGUCACUCAGGCAGUUGGGUCAGUUCGCUUCCCUGUCCUCGAGAACUUUGACAAGGCAGGGCUUGAGAAGAUGAUCACCCUGUUUGGCGAGGAUGAGAUUUAUCUGUGUGUGUCUCACUACAAUGCAUGGCAGGCUAAUAAGGAGCUCACUGAAGUCCCGCUCCCAAAGAUCAGCGACUACUCUGCCUACAUGCUCUCCCUCCAUCUCCAGGGCAACCAGCUUUCCUCUAUUCCCAAAAAACUCUUUGAGCAGCUCCCAAACCUCCUAGACUUGGAUAUUUCCACCAAUCUAAUUCUAGACAUUCCUGAGGAAAUCGGUCUGUGUACGAAGAUGUUGAAUCUUUCAUUGCACCGUAACCAAAUCCGUCAUAUUCCUGAAAGCAUCACAAACAUGACCCAGCUGAACAGGCUGGAUAUCAGCAACAACCUUCUGAAAGAAGUCCCAGCAUGCAUCUGUAAGUUGACGAAGCUCGUCUGUUUGUACAUGAGGACAAUGCAGCUGACCUCGCUGCCUGACGAUAUAGGGAACCUGACUCUUUUGGAGAAGUUUUAUCUGAACGAGAACGCCAUAUCAGAGCUACCACCUAGCUUCACUAAACUCACUAACUUGAAGGAGCUCUCUCUGAAUGGAGUAAGCUGGGUCAAAAUCAAGGCCAACACUAUUCUGUCCAAGAGAAACUUUGAGAAUACACUGAAGGCAGCUAAUCUCCAACACUGGCUGGACAGGAAUGAACAGGACAGGGCAGCAAUUUUCCAGUACUUCGAUGAGAACACCAAUGGAACGCUGGAGCCAGCGGAGAUCGGGAAGCUCAAUGCAACCAUCUUCUUCACCUUUCCAAGAUUCGGGUUCAUGGGCACUGAGCCUCCAGAUGAGGACACGCCGUGUGGGUUCCCAGAGGAGCUGCUGUGCCUGGAGAGCUUGGAGUAUCUGAGUCUGCAGUACCAAGGCAUCGUGUCGGUCCCGGAGGGCAUCAGCCGACUUAAGAACCUGAAGGUCCUGAACCUGAGCCACAACCCAUACCUGCUGUCCAUCCCCGCUCAGACCGGCAGCCUGCCUCUGAAACGACUUGAGCUUGAAGAAUGUCCAAUGCUGAAGACCCCUCCCAAAGAGAUCCGAGCCAAGGGAUUCUCUGCCACAUGUGCCUACCUGCGCCGUCUUCUGAGCGGAUCUGUGGAAUGUCGGAAAACGAAACUCAUGAUGGUAGGCCUCGGAGGUGCAGGAAAAACCAGUCUGGUGAAGGCGUUACUGAGCGGCAGCCACAAGACGAAGCUGAGUGUUGGAGAGGACAUCACGGAUGGUAUUGACAUCUGUCCGUGGACCGUGACGACCGACGAGGGUCAGGUGACGUACAGCGUGUGGGACUUCGCCGGUCAGACAGUGUACUACAACACGCAUCAGUUCUUUCUGUCCGACCGAUCCAUCUACAUGCUUCUGUGGAACAUCCGACUGGGGCACGAACAUGCUGGACUCGACUUCUGGCUCAGCUCCAUCUCCGUGCAUGCUCCCAAGGCUCCCAUCUUUGUUGUGGGAACUCACGUUGACCAGGUGUCCAAGGUGGAGAUUCCAGUGAAGGAGAUGCAGACACGGUAUCCUCGCAUUGCCGGCUUCCACUUCAUAUCCUCUCACUCGGGACAGGGUGUGAAGGAGCUGCAGGACCAUCUCCUGGAUGUGACCCUGCAGCAGCAGUACAUGGGGGAGAAGAUCCCCGGGGUGUGGCUCAGCUUUGAGGAGCAGAUCAAGAGCCUGAAGGACAGCAGUGUGAUAGAGUACAAGGACCUGGAGAAGAAGGCCCACAUCUCAGGGAUCUUCUCCCAGUCCGAGGUGUCCCAGGCGGUCCAGUUCCUCCACGAGCUUGGGUCCCUGCAGUACUUCACUAACGACUACCUCAAGUCCUACGUGGUGGUCAACCCACAGUGGAUCGUCGACGUCAUGGCGUGUGUUGUCUCAGUCAAAGACUCCCAUAUCAAGGAUGGUCGCCUGAGACAUGAUGAGAUACAGAACGUAUGGCGAGAUUACCCAGAAUCCCUCCACAGUUGGAUGCUGCGAUUGACGGAGGAGUUUGACCUGACGUUCCAGCUGGCAUCAGAAGAGGUCAACCUUGUGCCCUGCUUGCUGCCAGAGAGACAGCCCGAGUUCAGCUGGCCGGAGAUUGAGAAGAAUGGAUCCAGUCGUGAAACCAAGAUGGUGUACCGCUUUGACUACCUGCCUGCUGGACUCUUCAACAGGGGCCAGGUCCGUCUGCACCAAUUCAGUGACAGUGCCAUGAUAUGGAAGAGGGGCUCAUUCCUCCGGAAGAACAAGCAUAUAUGUCUCAUACAGCAGACCAGGGAGUCGGAGCUGAUUGUCCGAGCCCAGGGUCCGCGGCCCGAGAACAUCGUGUUCCUUGUCCACGAGGUGUUCGAGACGCUCAUCAUGGAGUCCUUCAAGGGCGUGACCUACGACUACCUCCUGCCCUGCCCCGACUGUCUGAAGCUGGUGUUGAAGGAUCCCCACAUGUUCGCAGCAUCCACCAUCAGACGGGCGACAGAGCUGCGGGCGCCAUUCCUGCAGUGCCUCAAGUACUUCCACACCAUCUCCCUCGUGGAACUUCAGGGAAUGAUGCCGCCUGACUCCCACGCCGCCUAUGACAUCCACCUGGUGCAGGCUGUGCAGGGGCUGAAGGAGCUGUCCAAGGACUUGGUGGCAGAUAUCUUUGUGUCCUACUGCGAGAAGAAUGCACCUGAGGAUCGGACCAAUAAGAUCAUCAUCCACCCCUCUACUGUGUGCAGCGACCUGCAGAAGGCGAAUUAUAAAUGCUGGUACCAGGAAGACGCCCACACAUACACCACGGAUGAGAUGGUCAAGGCAUUGAUGGACUCUGGGGUCAUUCUCGUCUUCAUCUCUAACGAGUAUGUCAAUGAUGAGAGUUGCUGUAACCUGUUCAAAUACGCCCGGCUGACGCUGCGGAAACCCAUCAUCCUUGUCGUGGUGGGAUCCGGCAUGGAGUGGAAGUCCAGCAGACUUGGGAUUCUGCUGGCUGAUGAGGUGUAUGUGACCAUGCAGAACCCCGAGAGGUACACAUUCAAGUUCGACGAGUUGGUGAAGGUGUUGAAGGUCAGGGUCAAGAAGGAGACCGAGGACCAGGACUUCCCCCCAUGUUUCAUCAGCUACUGUUGGCAGAACUCGGCUGAGGCUGUUGCUAGGGGGACAAGAUCCACACAAGGUGCUGUAGGAUUUGGUGAUCCACGCGCUAUCAAGAAAUACCUCGAUGACCAAGGGAUCCAGUGUUGGCUGGAUGUGGAACGGGUUGGCCUGCAUGGCCUCUUUGAGGAUAUCGCGGAGGGUCUGCUCAAUGCUCGGGUUGUGAUUGUGUGCGUCUCCGACCAGUACGCUGAAUCAGCAAACUGCGCCAUGGAGUUCCGCUACGCAGCCAACACUCUCAAGCUGCCUGUUGUCCUCGCUGUAGUGGGGACCGGAAACAACUGGAGAGCAUCAGAGAUUGGUGUCCUGUCUCUGAAAUACCCCAUUGUCAGCUUCCAAGAAAACAACCAGAAUGCCUUUGACAAACUCCUUACUAUUAUCAAGGAGACACUGGCUUCGUCCACCAUCGCUCUCACUCCGCAACAAACCAAAGACAAAACCAAGGAAGAGCAGAAGGAUCUGUCUUAUCAGGAGCUCUGUGAGCUGGCACAGAGGAAGUUCCUGCGGCAGAUUGUGCAGUAUGCGGAGGAGCAGGACGUCACAGCGCCGUAUCCCAGACUCUUCCUCAUCGACUUUGUCAAGGAGGAACCAUCUGCCAACCAGGAGACACCGCAGAAGGAGACGCCUGACAAGGAGACACCACGGACAGAGACACAGGCCUCUGGACAUCAUGGCAGCAAAGACUUCCUCAAACACCCUCUCUGUAUCCACAUACUCUGUGAGCAUGAUGAGGGAUGGCACAGUUGUGGGGAGCCCCUCCCCCUGGUGUUCAGCACCACCACCCUGGAGAAGUGUGUGCCCUACAUCGCCAGGAUCACUGGCAUCGCUCAGUACAGCAAGAAACUGGUCCUCAACUGUCAGGCUACAGAAGCAGGACGCGAGUUUAUCCGAUGGGUGGAGGAGAGCCCCCUGGUGGUGGACUGCUCGGACUUCGGCCAGAUCUAUCAGGACAUCAGACAAGAAGUGAUCCAAGCAGACCCAGACAGAGUCAUGGGCAAACUGGCAAGGUGCCACCUGCCCAAUGGGAAGACAGUUUGGCUGUGUGAAGAACAUCGCAACCAGAUGCGAGUGACGGUGCUGAGCGACGAGGCGGCAGUGACCUCCCACGUGCCAGGUGACCUGGGCAGGGUGGACUACAUGCUGGAGGCAAUGAAGGGGCUGGACAUGAGGCAGGUGCCUGAUGGGAUACGCAGCCUCGUGGUGGAGAAGCCAAGAAGGCCCACACAGACUGAAGGAAGCAAUGGACCAGAGGUUCCUGGUAGCAGAGAUCAGGUUGAUGGUGCUGGAGAAGACCAGAAGAAGCCCGAGGAAAGACCAUCAAGUGAUGGAUCAAACACAUCCCAGACAUCAAGUCAGCGUUCAGCUCUUAGCCAGCUCUCACAGUCCAAUAUGUCUCCUGCACUCAGGUCUCUGAAACCACGGGGGUCAGGUGGACGCCCUCGCAUCGGGAACAAGACGAAGAGUAGAGCCUGUACAGUCAUGUGACGAGGUCAUGUGACAAGGGUCAGGUGGACGUCCUCGCAUCGGAAACAAGACGAAGAGUAGAGCCUGCACAGUCAUGUGACGAGGUCAUGUGACAAGGGUCAGGUGGACGUCCUUGCAUCGGAAACAAGACGAAGAGUAGGGCCUGCACUGUCAUGUGACAAGGGUCGGGUGGACAUCCUCGCAUCAGAAAUAAGACUAUGGGUAGAGCCUGCACUGUCAUGUGACAAGGUCAUGUUACAAGGGUCAGGUGGAUUGGUCUGACUAGCCUUUGUCAUGGGACCUGUGAUUGCAUGAAAUUUUUAACCUUUUCUCCAACUACUUCUGUAAAAUCUGUCCACUACAUUUAUCCAUGGACCCUUUUGUAUUGGAGCAACAGAGGUAAAAGAUUUUGGACUUGAGUACCUGGGGAAUGAAAGUAGAGUUAUGCGCAAGUACUCUCAUUUUGAUGAGAAUGGUCAUUGAGAGAAAAACAUACAUGCAAAUGUAUUUAUCUAUUUGCAAAUCAAUUAGCACACUAACCUUUAGAAAUUGUUUUACUUUAGAUCAAAGUUCCAUAUGUGGUUAAACAUUUGAUAAAAUUAUUUACCAUUAAUGUUUAUACAAUACUGUUAAAACCAUGAGUGUUUUCACAAUAUGCCUAUAUAGGAAAAUGUGAUAGCCCACUUUAAUAAUAAUAAAUUCAAAUCAUCUUUAUUUUGAAAAUACCAAUCUUUAAAAAAAGGUUUAGUGUCUGUAUUCAGACCAGUGGACAUAUUUAAUGUAUUUAUGAUAGGGCAAAUAUUUCCCAUCACAGUUCCUGUUGAUUGUGGAUCAAGUUUGAGUGAUGUGAAACAAAAAGACACAUAUCACCAACAUGUCAAGAUAAUGGGCCUUACAUUUGGAUCUCUCCAUUGCUCACUCACAACACGACAUUUUGCAUGAAACAAGUUGCUUCAUUAUCAUAUCAUAACUGACUCCAUAUCACACGACUCCAUGUGAUUAAAUUACCGUUCCCAUCGCAAUGACAGAAAUCCUUCAUCAGUAUUUUAUUCAUGGAAGGUAACUGAUAUCAAGAUAUUUGAUAUGAAACUUAAUUCUGUGAAUAUAUUGUUUACUUUCCUGGCAAACCAGGCAACAUCUGUGAUACUACAUGUCCGAGUUCAUGUGUACAUCUGUGAUCCUUCUUGUAUAUAUACUCAGUCUACACAAGCUAAGCACAAUCAUUUGCGUAACCUUAGAAACAGUCAUGUAGAUUCUUCAUUAUUUGGAAGUAUACCUAUACCAUGAUAGAUAUUUAUACUUUUCCUGACAAAAAAUAUAUUUAUAUGAUGUAUAUGUUUAUGUUAUAUUUAUUAUUAUAUUCAUCAUUAACCUGAUCAUACUCUCUAUGUCCUAGGAGAUAUUGCUACGGUUAAAUUUCAUCACAAUCACAGGCCACUGUGAUGUCAUUGGUUACCAUGGCAUCAGAAUCAAAUGACAUCACUAAUCACUCUGCCACUGAAGCUGGUCAGCUGUACUUUUGACACUCAAGACACUGGUUAUUACUGUUUACGAACUAAAAAUGUUGAUUUCGGAUAAUAGAUACGAUAUCACUCUUAUGUCUUCAAUUUUCUGUUUAGACAUUACCCGAUAGGUGAUAUACUCUGUUUAACAUGUCAUCUGAUAUUAUUAGAUUUUUGUACCUGCCCACUUCACUAACACCCCACCAAAUCUCACCUAAUUGUAUUUUCCUCAAGUUCCUAUCGAGAUAAAAACGAUUGCUGUGAAGUUCUUAUCGUAUUAAACUCGCUUGAACAAAUACACUGUACAUGUGUUCCUACUGUCAUUGUAUAGAGGUGCCUUGAACUGAAUCAAUUUAACAAUCUGUUUAAAGUUGACUAGCACAUUUACAAAUAUCUUUGUUUGACCAGUAUGUAUAACAUUUUACAACUUUUAUUCUUUUCUCAGAUGAUAAAUUUAAAAAUAGAAACUUAUCCGUCAUGUAUGGGGUGAAAGUGCCCCGCCUAUGAAAGGAUUUGAUAUGAACAUCUCAUCUUCCCGAGGUAAAGGAGUUAACUGACUGUAAAAGUCCAGUUUCCACCCUUGCCUGACUAGGAUGGAAUUAUAGAGUUAUAUAUUGGCUGGACUUACGAGUCUAUGCAUAGUCCAAUCAAAAUCACGCAACGAAAAUCGACAUGCUGUUCGUAUACUGUCAUGCAACUUUCAGUUGAUUGCAGGAUUUGCAAAACGUGUGUGCCGCCAACUUAGCGUCAACAGAUAUUUCCAAUCUUUUCAUGCUUCUAAUGAAGGUGCUCACCUUACUUGAUCAUCGAUGAAUCGAUCGAGGGCCAGUUGUUGAC
Haliotis rufescens (red abalone) is the source of this 11735-nucleotide messenger RNA. RefSeq lists its product as uncharacterized. The transcript is spliced from 63 exons. Lineage: Eukaryota; Metazoa; Mollusca; Gastropoda; Lepetellida; Haliotidae. Gene Ontology annotation, biological process: signal transduction. The record is from RefSeq and is a predicted model, not a curated record. Bases 136 to 9417 code for a protein of 3093 amino acids. Gene Ontology annotation, molecular function: protein binding.